CCACUCUGAAUUUCUGUGUCUCUUUUCAGCUUGCUCAACUAACGCCAUGAAUUCCCUCGUUUCUUUGUUUCUUCUCCUCUUAGCUUUUCAAUUAAUUUCAGCUUCACAGUAUUAUCCUGAAACUUCUUCACAAAAGGAAGAGUAUCCUGGAAAUUAUACGGAACAAGGAGAAAAGCAGCCUGAGAAUUACUCUGAGCAGAAAGAAGAGCAGACUGGAAAUUAUUCUGAGCAAAAACAAGAGCUGCCUGGAAAUUAUUCUGAGCAAAACGAAGAGCGCCCUGAAAAUUAUUCAAAGAAAAACAAGGUGCACCUUGGAACUGAUUCAGAUAAAAAAGAUCAGUCUGGAAAUUAUUCUGAGCAAAAAGGAGAGCACCCUGGAAAUUAUUCUAAACAAAAAGAAGAAGAGCAGUCUGAAAAUUACUCGGAACAAAAAGACGAUCAGCCAGGAAAUUAUCCUGAACAGAAAGAAGAAGAGCAGCCCGAAAAUUACUCAAAACAAAAAGAAGAUCAGCCAGGAAACUAUUCUGAACAAAAAGAAGCGGAGCAACUCAAAAAUUAUUCAGAACAGAAACAAUAUCAGACAGGAAAUUAUCCUGAACAAAAAGAAGAAGAGCAGCCCGAAAAUUAUUCAGAACAAAAAGAAGAUAAGCCAGGAAACUAUUCUGCACAAAAAGAAGAAGAAUAUGAUGGAAAUUACAGUAAGGAAAAGGACAGACCUUCCCUCACCAUUCCCACUUUGCUUGAUAACUUGCCUUCAGCGGAUGAUUUGCUAUCUUUUGUUCACUAUCAUCAAAGCUGUCCACAAGCUGAAUCCAUCAUUAACAGAAAAGUUAAUGAAUGGUUUAAGAAAGACUAUAGCCUUGCUGCUAGUCUCCUCAGGUUGCACUUCCAUGAUUGUGCUGUCAGGGGCUGCGACGCUUCCAUUCUUUUGGACCAUGAGGGAAGUGAGAGAAGAGCAGAAGAGAGCAAGAGCCUUAGAGGGUUUGAAGUGAUUGAUGACAUAAAAGCAGAGAUCGAGAAAGAAUGCCCAGAAACAGUCUCUUGUGCUGACAUUCUUACAGCAGCCUCCAGAGAUGCUACUGUUCUUCUUGGUGGUCCGUACUGGGCGGUGCCCUAUGGAAGGAAAGAUGGCAAACUUUCUGUUGACAAGGAAGUUGAAUUAGUGCCAAUGGGACUUGAAAACAUUACCAGUCUCAUUGAAUUCUACCAAUCUAAUGGCCUCAAUAUCCUGGAUUUGGUCGUUCUUUCAGGUGCACAUACAAUUGGCAGGGCCACAUGUGGUUCAAUUCAACAAAGGCUCUACAACUUUGAAGGAACAGGCAAACCAGACCCAUCACUUGAUACUCAAUAUUUGAACUUUUUGACAAGGAAAUGCAGAUGGGCAUCUGAGUAUGUUGAUCUAGAUGGUACAACUCCAACCACCUUUGAUAACGAGUACUAUAAGAAUCUUCAGAAGAAUAUGGGACUCUUAUCUUCAGAUCAAUUACUCUUCUCUGAUCCAAGAACUGCCCCUCUUGUUAAUACAUUUGCUUCUGCACCUCAAGUUUUCUAUCACCAGUUUGGUGUUUCCAUGGCAAAGCUUGGCAACAUUCUUGUCCCUUCUCUUCUAGAUGAUGGCGAAAUUCGAACUGUUUGCAGCUCUGUUAACUCUGAUCAUUACUAGCUUCAGAUUUUUGUUUGAUCUAAUGGUUAUAUUAAUUGGGUCCAUUUUGUUGUAUGAUUUUCCAAUGUCUUGGUGAUUUCUUUUCCCCUUUAUUCUUUUACUUGGUAAUUCAUAAAAGUGAGGAUGUUUGUUCAACAAUCUGCUGCCACUUCAAAGUUGUUCUG
Ricinus communis (castor bean) is the source of this 1827-nucleotide messenger RNA. RefSeq names its product peroxidase 7. The transcript has 3 exons. Bases 47 to 1663 code for a protein of 538 amino acids. Gene Ontology annotation, molecular function: peroxidase activity; heme binding. Gene Ontology annotation, cellular component: plant-type cell wall; plasmodesma. The record is from RefSeq and is a predicted model, not a curated record. Gene Ontology annotation, biological process: hydrogen peroxide catabolic process; response to oxidative stress. NCBI's taxonomy places the organism in Eukaryota, Viridiplantae, Streptophyta, Magnoliopsida, Malpighiales, Euphorbiaceae.